CUUGAGCAGCGGUCUCCAUCACACCGUCGUCUCUCACUCUCUCCGUCAGGCCUCUCUCUCAGCAAUGUCUACUCAAGUAGAAGCAAACCCAACUCAAGAGGUGAAUCAACAUGAGCCUAUAGAUUCAACUCAAGCAGAAGCACACCCAACUGAAGCAAAUGAAGAUGAAGACCCAGUUCUUGGGAGAAAGAGGAAAAAAACAAGUAAAAUUUGGGAGGAUUUUGAUUUAGUUAAAAUUAAAGGUGUUAUGAAAGGUGUCUGCAAAUACUGUAAGAGUAAGUUUGCUUACACUGGAACAGAAGCUAGCACUGGUGCUAUGUGGAGACACAUUGAUGCUUGCAUAAAAAGGAAAUUGCAUAUGAGUACCGAAAAGAGACAAACCACUAUUCCAUUUCAGCCUUCAAAUGCAGUUAAUCCCUUUAUUGUUCCUGGUGCUAGAUACUGUAACGAAAAGAUGAGGGAAAUAAUGGCAACUGCUAUGAUGGUUCAUGAGAAUCCUUUUAAUGCUGCCGAACAUCAGAUUUGGGUGUGGGCCUUCGAAUAUGCAAAUUCUGAAUUUCGCAAAGUUUCACAUAAAACUGCAAGAAAUGAUUGUGUGGCACUAUAUGAGAAGGAGAAGAAAAUUUUGAAGACACAAUUGGAAAGUGUGAGCAAGAUUAGUUUAACUACAGAUAUGUGGAGAUCUAGCCACCAAGUAGUUGAAUAUAUGGUCAUAACAGGACAUUUCAUUGAUGUAGGGUGGAAUCUAAACAAAAGAGUUUUGAGUUUUGUGAAAGUGUCUGCACCUAGGCGUGGUAUUGAUGUUGCCGAUGCGAUUUAUAAAUGUUUGAAGACUUGGGGGAUUGAAAAUAAGGUUUUUUCAGUAUCUGUUGAUAAUGCUUCUUACAACGAUUCAUGUUAGAUGCUCAGAGGCUCAUUGUUUCAUGUUAGAUGCUGUGCCCAUAUAUUGAAUUUGUUAGUGCAAGACGGCCUUAGUAAAAUUAAGGACACUAUUUUCAAUAUCCGUGAAAGUGUCAAAUAUAUUAAUCACAAUGAUGGAAGACUAAAGGCAUUCUGCGACGUGGUAGAGCAAAAAGGUUUGAAAGAAAGGAAACUCAUUAUUGAUUGUCCAACAAGAUGGAAUUCAACUUUUAAUAUGUUGUCUACUGCUUUGAAGUUCAAGAUUGCAUUUGCAUCCUACCAAGAAAGAGAGCCUCAUUAUGAUUUAGCCCCUUCACUUGAAGAAUGGAACAAAGUUGAGAAAGUUUGUAAAUUGCUAGAAGUGUUUAAUUAUGCUACUCAUGUGAUCUCAGGUAGUGAGUAUCCGACUGCAAAUUUGUAUUUGGCUGAAGUUUGGAAGGUGAAAGUAAUACUUGAUGAGGCAGAUGAAGAUGCAGAUCGCUUUAUGAGAGAAAUGGCAAGUCCAAUGAAAGCAAAAUUUGACAAAUAUUGGGGGGAGUGUAAUCUGUUGAUGGCUAUUGCUAGUGUUUUGGACCCUAGGUGCAAGUUUCAUAUGGUGCGUAUAUGUUUUCCCAAGAUAUAUAAAUCUCAAGAAGUUGCCGAUGAAAAUAUUAAGAAGGUCAGAUCUUCAUUGGAUGAGUUAUAUGAUGAUUAUGUAGCUCUAUCUUUGGCAGAUGCCUCUUCUUCUAAUGGUAAUUUGAAUAGUAACACUCAAUCAUCCUCCCAAGCGAAUGUUGCAGCUGUCAAAACUGGAUUUGAUGAAAUUAUGUGCCUUAUUCAAGAAAAUGUAGCUAUUAGUCCAAUGAAAUCAGAAUUGUAACA
Trifolium pratense (red clover) is the source of this 1761-nucleotide messenger RNA. RefSeq names its product zinc finger BED domain-containing protein RICESLEEPER 2-like. Gene Ontology annotation, molecular function: DNA binding. The coding region runs from base 902 to 1759 and encodes 285 amino acids. Lineage: Eukaryota; Viridiplantae; Streptophyta; Magnoliopsida; Fabales; Fabaceae. The record is from RefSeq and is a predicted model, not a curated record. The transcript is spliced from 3 exons.